AUGUCGGCCGACAACGCCAAAGAAACCGUAUUCAUCACAGGCGCCACAGUUGGUUUAGGCAGACUCACUGCAAAGAAACUGAUUGAUUUGGGCCACAAAGUCAUUAUCUCGGGUCGCUCCGAGAAGAAAUUGCAAGAUGCAUACACCUUUAUCCUUGCCGACUCUCCUCAACAUAAAGAAAAUUUGUACAGUGUCACUUUGGAUCUUAUUGAUCUCAAAACCAUAAAAGCUGCCGUAGAAACGAUUGAGUCAUUUGGCAUUGACAUUGACGUUUUGGUGAACAAUGCAGGUGGCACUCUUACAAAGUUUCAACAAACAAACCCAGGCAUUGAGGACACUAUCUUUAUGAACGCAGUGGGCCCUCUGUAUUUAACCAAGCUCUUGGUUCCAAUUAUUGAAAAGAGCCAACAUCCCAACAAGCGCAUUCUGUUUGUAGGCUCGUCUAUUCACAAUCCCAAUUCUAAAGGUGGAGGAAAUAACGAGGCCACCAAAAUCCCUCAUGAUGUCGAUAUACAAACCAUCAUUAAAGACAAGGCACACUGGGAGUCCAUGAGAUACUACAAGCUAUCAAAGUUGGCAUCCUUGUGGGACGCAUUUCUGAUUGCAGACAAAUAUCCACAGUUGACCACGCUUGUUUUCUGUCCUGGAUUUGUGCCUACCACUGAUCUCAUCCGAAACUCAGGCUAUCUGGUCAGAAUGACACUCAAGUAUGUUAUCUCCAAAUUCAACUUUACCACUAGCGAACAAGACGCCACCGAUGGCUACCUCUAUUACAUUACCACGCCUGGCACCAAUCUCAAAUCAGGCGGAUACUACGAAAAGAAACAGGAAUCUACACCGUCAGACGAUGCCAUGAACAAAGCUAAACAACAAGAAUUCUGGGAUCUCGCCAUGCAAUCGAUCGAUGCAUUGACUUAA
This is a messenger RNA of Mucor velutinosus, 918 nucleotides long. RefSeq names its product Rho GTPase-activating protein (gene RGD1). The transcript has a single exon. Lineage: Eukaryota; Fungi; Mucoromycota; Mucoromycetes; Mucorales; Mucoraceae. The record is from RefSeq and is a predicted model, not a curated record. Bases 1 to 918 code for a protein of 305 amino acids.